Amoebophrya sp. A25 is the source of this 2667-nucleotide messenger RNA. The record is from the annotation of a GenBank genome assembly. NCBI's taxonomy places the organism in Eukaryota, Dinophyceae, Syndiniales, Amoebophryaceae.
GGCUGGUCUCACCUAUUGAUCGUCUAUGUUACAUCUCACAGCUAGAAUCUUUGAUGGAUUCACAAAAAAAUGGCAGUUCCAGCUCCUGCUUUCGAGGACCUGGUGGAAGGGGCCUGCAGUGCCGACGAAGGAGCGAUUUCCGUGCCGCGGACCCUCAAGGAGUUCGACACUUUCUUUGCCAGACACGUGCCUACUGGUUUUACUGGUGAAAGUGCGGAACACGGUUCAAUAAUGACUUACGGGGAAGUUCUAUCCGAGGCCCUAGGUACAAUGCUCGAGCGGGCAGCAGCGGAGGAUGCACGACAGGAGACUCCUGAAGAUGGAAAUAGCGUGGACGUUGGAGGUGAUCUCUUACCAUGUUGGCCUUCAGCUUCGUCUAAAGUAUUCUUAGACCUUGGCAGCGGCGUUGGCAAGGGACCGAUCGUGGCCUCGUUGUGGGCCAACGUUUUGCAGAAGGUCCGUUACCGCCUGCAGAAAUCCAUUGGGGUGGAAUUGAGUCCCCAUCGGCAUCAGAGUGGAUUGAGAGCCCAGCAACUUCUCUCCGAGUUGGAUCCGGAGUAUUCUGCCGACCUCGCCGAAACCCUGCUUCUCGUGGAGGGAGACGUCCUAGAGUGCGCACUAGCCUACAUCGCCGCCGCCGAUGUGAUUUGGGUCUCCAAUUUGCUUUUCCCGAAAGAGACCACAGCCAGACUGGCGCGACUCGUUUUAAGGCUCUCGAGGAGAUGAAUUGGUUUUGAUUAUUGUCAUUCCCCUCAUUUUCAGCUGAGAAAACCUAGGAGACUGCUACUUACUACUACACUAGAAGAUGCUAGAAGUAGAAGUGGUAUUUAAUGCAUGAUCAUGUCCAUUUUCGUCGUAGUGUGCUCUAAUGUUUGACGCCUUCUGCAAACCUGGUUGCUUACUGCUCGCCAGUCGCGAAUUACAUUUGGUGCGGGAACAUGAACACUGCGGUGGCGAAAUUCUGCCCCAAAGUUGGCAUGCGGCGCACAAGGUUUUCGUCUACAAACUCGGAAAUACCUCGCGACCUUGCUAUUAAGGGACACCCCGCACUAAUCAUACGUGUCAUCUCCUCACGUAACCUCUGCAAGUGUGACUCAACAUAAUGAAAAAUGAUCGUCAGCAAGGUCACUAUCUAAUGCUAUGGCCGGCAAUUGCUGUGGCCGGGAUGGCGGUGCGCCAGCGCGUAUUACCACACAGAGAAGGCGUUCGAAGCACGGAAGCGAGAGGAUCGAGAAAAGAGGGCGGAAGUGGCGUCUACCAGCGCAGGUUCAUCGGCGUCUUCUUCCGUGGAUGAAGAGGAGUAUGGGUUUCGUGCUCACCCUAGAAGUAUAAGUACUAAGAAUACUGACCCCGAAGAAGACUUUGCUGCAAAGAAGUACUCAGGUCGCCUAGGGUCGCAUGCGUCGGGGGGAGAAAAAGAAGCGGAUGUUGAAAUACGGUUCGGUCCUUCAUUCCUCUUGUCUCUGGCAUCGGUCAUGUGGUCUCCGUUAGCAAUGUGCAGCGGCACUGGGUCCACAUCAUCGCUUGGUAAAAAACGCUUUAUUUCCACUUCGUUAAGAAUGGCAGCGAGCGAUUGCGACCGUUCUUCUUUCGUGGAAGACCAGCAAGUGCAAGAAGAUGGUGUUGAAACUAAAAGUGAUGCUCCUGGAUCAACCCCGUACUUGGAUCAGUUGACGUUGUUGCUAGACGAAAAGAGGCGGCAGAUUGGUGGGGGCCCGUACACUAUCUCGCUUUACACCUGGGUCCCAUUGGAGGACGAUCGCAGAAGACAGACUUUUUGGCGGGAAAAUAAUCAAAAUUUUCAGACUUGGUCUAGCGCAGAUGCGAAAGACGAAAGAGCAACUGUUGAAGAAGGAGGAGGAACAACACCAGAGCUUGGCAAAGAAUUGCUCAGCGUGGACGAGCACUUGGGUCGUUGUUUCAGCUACUGGAGUCUCGUAGACAGCAUUCCGAGAGCAGGGGCGGACUCAAUUCUCAGUUCUGUGCAGGACUAUGCGGAGAUAGAGCCGGAAGAAACCACAAACUCAAACGACUAUAAUGAGGCCGAUGCCGCAAAUGACACAGCAACUCCAUACAGGGACCCUUCAGAGAAGUAUGGUCUCUACCCAUGGGGCCUACCAUGUGUGCCGGAGUUAUUCUCAGCUGAAUGGUACGCGGAGCUGAAAUUGCCGCGACAGCACCUUCGCUGCGCGGUCACUGACGCAUUGCUUUUCUUCCGGUCUGCAGAAACACUCUUAUUAAGCUUUGGCUUUCAAUACUAGACUUGCUUCUUAAGAAGUGCAACUGAAAGUGAAUCAACCUCAAAGCGAAAUUAAUAAAGUAGUCGGAGGACACUACAAGAACUACUUACUAUGAUGAUUCUGGGCUUCUUAUGCUGAAAACCCUAGCAUUACAUCCUCUAAUCUUAGUGCCGCCGGCGUUUGGAAGUGGAGUCGAUCAAAAUUCUGGGGGUAAUGUGCCAGGCGCAGAAAAGUACAGAGCAACAGAAGCAGAUGAUCUGUCAUUCUCGCAGUUUCGACGUCUUGUUACUCAGCGGCUCACUUGGAGAGAAUGGGCGUUUGGUUAAGUGUCUAGAUUCCAUUUUUCGCGUUUGCCAUGCGCAACAAUCCCCUAUGGCGAUAUCAAAGGCAAUCUGAACCUAUUGCAGGCAAAGGGAGGAGAUCAAAG